Polistes canadensis is the source of this 1492-nucleotide messenger RNA. Its product is annotated as forkhead box protein J1-A-like. The coding region runs from base 8 to 913 and encodes 301 amino acids. The record is from RefSeq and is a predicted model, not a curated record. Gene Ontology annotation, biological process: regulation of transcription by RNA polymerase II. Lineage: Eukaryota; Metazoa; Arthropoda; Insecta; Hymenoptera; Vespidae. Gene Ontology annotation, molecular function: RNA polymerase II cis-regulatory region sequence-specific DNA binding; DNA-binding transcription factor activity, RNA polymerase II-specific. The transcript is spliced from 3 exons.
AUGAGAGAUGGAGAAAAUGAGGAUAGAGUUGGCCGAAGUUGAGAUACCGAUGGACGACGGUUCAUCGAAGAAUAUGGAGGUCGACGAGUACGGAGUAGAAGCAGAAUUAACAAGUCUUUCGUGGCUACAAUCUUUAGACAUUACGAGUGCAUCUAGUUUGUCAACGCCAACAUGUUCGCCAUCGCCUCCACCGGUAGUACGAAAGCCCCCGAAGAAGAUGUCACCUUUACUUAAGGCAGAAUUAGAUCUCGCGGAUAACGCCGAUAAAUAUCGAGCAGAUCCAGACGCAAAGCCACCAUUCUCCUACGCCACGAUCAUAUGUCUCGCGAUGCGCGCGAACAACAACAAAGUGUCCCUGUCGAACAUAUAUGCAUGGAUUCGCGAUAAUUUUUUAUACUACAAAUAUGCUGAUCCAGCUUGGCAGAACUCGAUUCGGCAUAAUCUAUCGUUGAACAAAUGUUUCGUCAAGUUGCCACGUUCGAAAGAUGAGCCUGGAAAGGGUGGCUUUUGGAAACUUGACUUGGAACGUAUGGAAGAAGGUAAAAGAACGAGACGACGGGCCUCGACGACUCAACGUAAUCGAGGAUCGAGAAAACAACACAACACAACGAAUUCAACGACAACAACGACAUCAACGACGACAGCCUUAACAUCGACGACAUUGUCCCCUACUUUAACAACGAGCAAUCAUUCGUUGCAAAAUAGUUAUGUACCACCUACCACCUGUCUUUCCGCCCUUUACGAGACACCACCUAGUAGCGUUUCAUCCCCGAUACCAGACACACUCUCGGAAGUACCCGAAUCAACGCAAGUUAAUCUUACCGAAGAUGAUCUCACGGGUCUCCUAAUCGCCACGGCAGGCUGGGAUGAAAACCAGUUGGAUCUCUUGGAUUCCCUUUUAGAUACUCUCUAAAUUUUUUUUUCUAUCACCAAUAUCUCUUCAAAGAAAAUUCAGAAAUAAGUUGAUUGAAAAUCAUCUGUGGUGAGCUAGUAAUUUUGUCAUAACUUUUUGGAAUUUCUUCCUAAUUGAUCGUAUUUCAAUUUUAAUUUACUCGAGUAAAAAAACACGGGCGAUUCUUUGCUGUGAACGAUUUUAAUUCACGUGUUAUUAAUAAUCGAUCGACUCACUGUAGAGCAGUUCAUUAGAAAUAUAUCGAUGUCGUGUGAAAAAAUCAAAUAAAUAUUGAACUUAUAUCGAAGCGAUGGAAGAACAAACGAACCAUAAAUACUUCUGUAUCAUUUGACGUUUCUGAAGCAGGAAGUAAUUAGGUAAUGUUAAUUGUAUAGUUUAUCAAGAGUGAUGAAAUAUUUUCGUUGCGUUUUGACUACAUUGACGAAAAAAUAUGAUUUCUUUCAUUCUACGCUUAUGUUUAAAAUACAACGAACGAACAACGCGAUUGUAAAUAAUUAGAUAUUUAUUCAUCGUUCAAAACUCGAAAGUAGUAUUUCGAUUUUGAAUUAAUUUAAUAGCAUUUGUUAAAAUACGAAUUAC